GUGGAGUAGUGGGAAAUUGCAGGUGAUUGUUGGUACGGUCGCAUUUGGUAUGGGAAUUAACAAGCCAGAUGUCAGAUUUGUCGUCCAUCACAGCUUGAGCAAAUCAAUGGAGACUUACUACCAGGAAAGUGGUCGAGCGGGAAGGGAUGGACUUCCUUCUGAAUGCGUUCUUUUCUUUAGACCUGCUGAUGUUCCUAGGCAGAGUUCUAUGGUCUUCUACGAGAAUUCUGGAUUGAAAAAUCUGUAUGACAUAGUACGUUAUUGUCAGUCUAAAAGAGAGUGCCGUCGAAGUGCUUUCUUCCGACAUUUUGCUGAGCCUUUACAAGAAUGUAACGGAAUGUGUGACAACUGUGCCUUUUCAAAUGAGGUGAAAGAGCUGGAUGUCUCAAGUCAUGCAAAACUCGUUGUCUCUAUGCUGAAAGAUAUACAAGAGAAUGAUCAGAGGGUCACAAUGUUGCAACUGGUGGAAAAGCUAAAGGUUAAUCAGAAGAACCUAGGUUCUGAUCUGAAAAAAGAUGAAUUGGAGCAACUUGUCAUCAAGCUUAUUUUGGAUCAUGUUCUUAAAGAAGAAUAUCAGCAUACUGCCUAUGCAACAAAUGCUUAUGUCACAGUAGGACCUCUGGCAAUGCAAGUAUUGCAAGGUAAGAAAAUUAUUACGGUUGAGAUGUCAACUAGACAAUCAAGGACCUCGAGCAGUAUGAGAUCAUCCAAACGAGAAAGAUCAUCAGGAUUGGAUGAUAAGCUUGACGAGCUGCGAAAAGAACUCGCAUCCAUCCAUGGGGGAAUAUUCCCUCAUUCUGUAUUAUCUAUGCAACAAAUCAGUGCCUUGACUGCACAGAAACCAAAAUCAAUUGAAGAGUUGGAGAAGAUUAUUGGCAAGUUGAAGACUGAAAAAUAUGGGAGCAGAAUUCUUGAAGAGAUUGCCAGUUAUAAGUCUGACCCCCAACAAGAUGCAGAUGGCAAAGAGAGCAAAGGCAAUGCUGUUAAGAAGUUGAAAACCAAGAAAGCUCUUGUAGUCCUUGAAAGUAGUGAAGAUGAAGCAUGAAAAUACGUCAUGCAUUAGGAAGGUUUUGGAAAUUCUCAUUUUUCUGGAAAUAUGAUGAUAUAACUUGUGCAUAAUAUCUAAUAUGCAGUGAAUGGCGAAUGAAAUUUUGUAUGAAGUGGGCUUACUUAGACGGUAGUUUACCCAUCGAUCUUGCAGCGAAA
This is a messenger RNA of Nicotiana tabacum (common tobacco), 1206 nucleotides long. The record is from RefSeq and is a predicted model, not a curated record. Lineage: Eukaryota; Viridiplantae; Streptophyta; Magnoliopsida; Solanales; Solanaceae.